UAAAAAAUGUCAACUUUAUGCUUUAUUGAAUAGUCUUACGGAAGUGGAGUUAGUAAAACUUCGUGCUCUGGUCUCUGUUUAAUUUUUGGCGUCUCUUUUCCAAUAGAGAAUCGUCAAAACAGCUUACGAGGUUUUUGAUUGCUUUCUACGGUUUCAUAAAGAUGUGAACUUUGUCUUUCUUUCUCUCACAGUCUCUGAUAGAUUCUUAGCUCUUGUUUUUGGAAAAAAAAAAGAUUGUAGAUUUUUCUCUCCUGGUGUUCUCUGUUUUCAAAAUGGGUCUGUGUAGUUCGAGAAUUAAUAAGGUCACGACGAGGAAUGAAACUGAGAAAACAAGCGCCGCCACUACCACGGUGGAGAGACAAGGCUCCGGGGGGCGGCUACGGAGGGAGAAAGAUUUAACUAGCGGCGGCGUAAUCAAUGAGGCUGAGCAGUUGGUGGGUCGGGUUGUUGGCAACGGUUCGAGUGAAAGUGCUUGUCUUUAUACACAACAAGGCAACAAAGGAACUAACCAAGACACCAUGGUUGUCUGGGAGAAUUUCUGUUCAAGAAGGGAUACAGUGUUAUGCGGUGUAUUCGAUGGACAUGGUCCGUUUGGUCAUAUGGUUGCAAAGAGAGUCCGAGACAUGUUACCUUUCACUUUAUCAACCCAACUGAAAAAGAUUUCAGGGAGGGUCCUCGAGCCUACUACUUGCAAAGAAGAAGAAGAAGAGCAAUGGUGUGAGUUACAGCCAAGUGAGAAAGACGAGAAGCUACCACUUCCCGAAAUGUAUCUCCCGCUGAAACGAGCGUUGCUCAAGACUUGCCAACAGAUGGAUAAAGAGUUAAAAAUGCAUCCAACUAUCAACUGUUUCUGCAGCGGAACAACUUCUGUUACCGUCAUCAAACAGGGUAAGGAUCUGGUGGUGGGGAAUAUUGGUGACUCGAGGGCUGUUCUUGCGACAAGAGACGAAGACAAUGCUCUCAUGGCUGUACAGUUAACCAUAGACUUAAAACCUGAUUUGCCAAGUGAAUCUGCAAGAAUCCAGAAAUGUAAAGGUAGAGUGUUUGCCUUACAAGAUGAGCCUGAGGUUGCACGUGUGUGGUUACCAAACAGCGAUUCACCUGGUCUGGCAAUGGCUCGAGCUUUUGGUGACUUCUGUCUUAAAGAUUACGGUCUAAUCUCUGUUCCGGAUAUCAACUACCGCCGUCUCACUGAAAGAGAUCAGUUCAUUAUUCUAGCCACAGAUGGGGUCUGGGAUGUUUUGUCGAACAAAGAGGCUGUUGAUAUUGUGGCUUCAGCUCCAAGUCGAAGCACUGCAGCUCGUGCUUUAGUAUGCACUGCUGUUCGAGCGUGGAGGCUCAAGUAUCCUACUUCCAAGAACGAUGACUGCGCUGUAGUAUGUCUCUUUCUCGAAGAUUCCUCGGCGGAAGCAUCCAUGGAAGCUUCGGAAACCGUUGUUCAUUCACGCAAAGAGUCUAUAGAGAGUGUCACCAUCACAUCAAGCAAAGAUGGAGAGAAGAAAGAAGAGGCUUUACCAGAGACCGAUGAGAUUGUACCUGUUUUAGAGAUCAAGGAAGAAAAAACGUCUGAGAGGAUUGAGUCCAAGAAGACAACACUUGCCGAAUGUAUAUCUGUCAAGGAUGAUGAAGAGUGGUCGGCGUUGGAAGGCUUGACAAGAGUCAACAGUCUCUUGAGCAUUCCUAGGUUCUUGUCUGGUGAGCUAAGAUCAGGUAGCUGGAGAAAAUGGUUGUGAGUAUGCAUGCAACACUCAGAGAAGUGAUCAAACAAACAAACAAACAAUCACUGAUUUUCAUUUCAUGAUUGGUUUUUUCUUUUCCAAUGAUGACAUUAAAAUCAGUGUUAGCAAAUGUCACAGACGAGUUUAUUGUGGAAGAUGUCUUUUAGAUAUAC
Molecule: messenger RNA, 1891 nt
Organism: Raphanus sativus (radish)
Lineage: Eukaryota; Viridiplantae; Streptophyta; Magnoliopsida; Brassicales; Brassicaceae
Product: probable protein phosphatase 2C 6
Exons: 5
Coding region: 273-1733 (486 amino acids)
Biological process (GO): protein dephosphorylation
Molecular function (GO): protein serine/threonine phosphatase activity
Source: RefSeq, a predicted model, not a curated record